Messenger RNA from Oncorhynchus mykiss (rainbow trout), 1577 nucleotides. Lineage: Eukaryota; Metazoa; Chordata; Actinopteri; Salmoniformes; Salmonidae. The record is from RefSeq and is a predicted model, not a curated record.
UAGGGUUAAAGCACAAAUGUGAAAGUCUGCAGGGGCCAGAGGAGAGGGUUGGGAAACCCUGUCUUAAGGGGCUACUGUCCCAUAGGCACCAAUACCAUUGCAGCUGGGUCUGGUCUGCUUAAUUCAGGGGUGUCAAACUCAUUCGACAGAGGGCCCAGUAUCUGCGGGUAUAUGUUUUCUCUUUCGAUGAAGCCCUAGACCACCAGGUGAGGGCGUUCCUUACUAAUUAGUGACCUUAAUUCAUUAAUCAAGUACAAGGGAGGAGCAAAAAACCCACAGACACUCGGCCCUCCAUGGAAUGAGUUUGACACGUGCUGUAUAUGAACCAGAAAAAAGUGAGUGAGAUGUCUCUUCUGUCUCUGGACUUGACUUUCACCAUUGUGAAGUAGUCAACUGGAUGGGACUUCCUAUGGGUUAAGGAAUAAUCACAUCAUUCCCUCCAGGUCAUCAGGAGAGAUCGGCCAAUGAAUUAUACUCCAGAGUAAACGUUCCAUAAUUGUAGAGGGCAGUAAAUCAGCAACCUUGUCUUUUAUACCUGUUCAGACAACACACUUCAGGUGGCAGUAAACACCCUUGACUACUUUAAAAAUGGAGAAAGCCCUCAAUGGUGCUGCCCAUUUUAAGGUAUAGCUGUGAUGUUCAACACCUGGCACGUAUUCAUUACGCCGCUGCAAAAAGUUUCUUAAACAAAAUGGUGAGGGAUCUACCUGAAUUUGCAAGCUGCGUGACGAAUGGCGCUUUGACUCCGAUCUGCAGUUGCUCUCAGCUCAACGCUAGGAUUGCUGUGGAUGUCAUCUUGUCUGCCAGUCAGCUGUGGUCCACACACAACACUGCCUACGUACUUCCUUUGGUUAACCUGUUUCCAUGCAUCAGUCUGGUGAACAGAGACUUGCAGGUUUGUGUCAAAUUACCGAACACCUUUUCCUCAGCAACGGCAGAGCUGCAAAUGAUAAGGCUGUCAUAUCUCGUUUCAACAUCACUUGCAUCAUCAAUGCCACACAAAACAUCACAAACACUUCCACUGCAGAGGUGGAAUAUGUCCAUAUACCUGUUACAGACUCUCCAUCUUCUCCUCUGAGCGACUUCUUUGAUGAGGUAGCGGAUAAAAUCCAGCUUGUUGGGGAGCAGUGUGGACGCACAUUGGUUCACUGCAAUGCAGGUGUGAGUCGCUCAGCUACGUUAUGCUUGGUGUAUCUAAUGAAGUACCAUGGAAUUACACUUUUGGAGGCACACAAAAAGGUCAAAUCUUGUCGACCUAUUAUAAGACCAAACAGUGGAUUCUGGAAGCAACUCAUCCAGUAUGAACGCAAGCUCCGUGGUUGUGCCACGGUCACAAUGAUCACAUCCCCCAUGGGUGAAAUACCUGACAUUUAUGAAGAGGAGACCAAAGAUAUGCUUCCUCUUUGACAUGCACUGUUUGUUAAAGUGAUUGUCAACCCCAUUGUAAAAAUGCAUUAGUACUCGUUUUAUAUCCAGUAUGUUGAGUUGGAAGUGGUCCUCUCAAAUGUAUUUGUAAACUUUGAUUCAGAAAUAAAAAUGACAGUUGUACAAUGUCACUUUACGAUUUACAACUAAAA